CAUGCUCUACAGGAAUAAAUGGGAGCAGGAGAUUAGGACGAAAAGACGAUGAUUUUUGUUUCUAGUAUAUAAAUUCGCAUUUUUUCAGGAUAUUUAAAUAAAUUUAAAAAUGCGGAUUGCGGUAAUUGGUGCUGGGUCAGCAGGCCUCGCUGCCCUCAGACAUUGCAGUGAACUAAAAAAUCAGGAUGGAUCUGCCAUGACAGUUGUUUGUUAUGAAAAAACAGAUCAAGUCGGAGGAACUUGGGUUUAUGUCCCAGAUGUUGGAGUGGAUCGUUUUGGUUUGCCAAUCCACUCCAGCAUGUAUCAAAAUCUCAGGACAAAUCUUCCAAAGGAGGUAAUGGGUUACCCAGACUAUCCACAUGCUGAAAAUCCAAAGAGUUACUUAACACGUUCUGAGAUCCUCGAAUUUCUCAAUUCUUAUUGCGAUCAUUUUCAGCUAAGAAAAUUAAUUUCUUUCCUUCAUCACGUAGAAUUGAUAGAGCCACUUUCGGUAUCUCAACCGGAAACGACUGCCGAAGAACAAAAAAACGCAAAUGAAAACCGCUACCGGCAGAAGUGGAAAAUCAGAGUGAAAGAUUUAGAAAAACAAUCUGUAAGCGAGGAAAUAUUUGAUGCCGUGAUGGUUUGUAACGGACAUUACUUCAAACCAAGCAUUCCAAAAAUCAAGGGCGAUGAGAAUUUUCAGGGUCAAAAAAUACAUAGCCACGAUUAUAGAGUUCCUGAUAUUUUUAAAGACAAAUCUGUUGUUGUUAUUGGCGCCGGUCCAUCAGGUAUGGAUUUGGCAUUAGAAAUAUCUUCUACUGCGAAAAAAGUAAUUCUCAGUCACCAUUUGAAGGACCCUAUCCUUACAAAGUUUCCUGACAAUGUUAUCCAGAAACCGGAUGUUCUCGAAUUCGGCGACGACAAAGCAAUUUUCAAGGACUAUUCUGAAGAAAAAAUUGAUGCCAUAUUUUAUUGCACUGGCUACAAAUACAGCUUUCCGUUUUUAUCUGAAAGUUGUGGAGUACGAGUCGAUUCUAAUAUGGUGACACCUUUAUGGAAACAUUUAAUUUCUAUAGAAAAUCCAACUUUAGCCCUUGUAGGUCUUCCAUUUUAUGUUUGCGCCUUCAGCAUGUUUGAUUUACAGGUUCGUUUCACUUUGAAAUUCUGGAAAGAAGAGAAGCAAUUUCCAUCGAAGGAAGAUAUGUUGGCUGAUGAACUUCAAGAAAAAGACAGAAGAAUCAGUCUUGGAUUAUCAAAAAGACAAUUCCAUAUGAUGGGACCUGAACAAAUUCAUUAUUACGACGAUUUAGCAAAUACUGCAGAAAUAGUACCUUUACCUCCCGUUCUUACCAAACUUCAUAACGACAGUAGUACUCGAUUUUUGGAUGAUUUGGUGCAUUAUCGGCAAGACAGAUAUAAAAUUUUAGAUGAUGAGAAUUUCAUACAACUUGAAAGUCUACCGACAUUGACUGAAAAAUAAUUAGAAAACUAAUACGG
This is a messenger RNA of Belonocnema kinseyi, 1479 nucleotides long. It is a transcript of the gene Fmo-1, whose product is annotated as senecionine N-oxygenase. The transcript is spliced from 8 exons. Bases 110 to 1462 code for a protein of 450 amino acids. Gene Ontology annotation, molecular function: N,N-dimethylaniline monooxygenase activity; flavin adenine dinucleotide binding; NADP binding. The record is from RefSeq and is a predicted model, not a curated record. Lineage: Eukaryota; Metazoa; Arthropoda; Insecta; Hymenoptera; Cynipidae.